CGGAGAGACCGGCCGCUGCCGGUGCCCGGCCCCAGUCCCAGAGCCCCAUGCCUGCUCUGCUCGGCUGUAUAUAUACCACCUCCAUGGCAUCUCUUCCUCACCACCGCAUCUCACACCCCUAAGAUUGAGCUUAGCUUAGCUCCACACUCCAGCUCCAAGCACACAGUCGUGGUUAGAGGGCCGUGAAAAUGCCGAUCAGCAGGAUCGCCGUGGGGACCCACCAUGAGGUGUACCACCCGGGCGCCCUCAAGGCGGCGUUGGCUGAGUUCAUCUCCACCCUCAUCUUCGUCUUCGCCGGCCAGGGUUCCGGCAUGGCCUUCAGCAAGCUGACGAGCGGCGGCGCGACGACCCCCUCGGGCCUGAUCGCGGCGGCUGUGGCGCACGCCUUCGCGCUGUUCGUGGCGGUGUCCGUGGGCGCCAACAUCUCCGGCGGUCACGUGAACCCUGCCGUGACCUUCGGCGCGUUCGUGGGCGGCAACAUCACCCUGUUCCGCGGCCUCCUGUACUGGGUGGCGCAGCUGCUGGGCUCCACGGUGGCGUGCUUCCUGCUCCGCUUCUCCACGGGCGGGCUGGCCACGGGCACCUUCGGCCUGACCGGCGUCUCCGUGUGGGAGGCGGUGGUGAUGGAGAUCGUGAUGACCUUCGGGCUGGUGUACACGGUGUACGCCACCGCCGUUGACCCCAAGAAGGGCAGCCUGGGCACCAUCGCCCCCAUCGCCAUCGGCUUCAUCGUCGGCGCCAACAUCCUGGUCGGCGGCGCCUUCACCGGCGCGUCCAUGAACCCCGCCGUGUCCUUCGGCCCUGCCCUCGUCAGCUGGGAGUGGGGAUACCAGUGGGUGUACUGGGUCGGCCCACUCAUCGGCGGCGGCCUCGCUGGCGUCAUCUACGAGCUGCUCUUCAUCUCCCAAACCCACGAGCAGCUCCCCACCACCGACUACUAAGCCGGCCGCCGGCGACCCCCCACCAAGCUUGGGUUCCGUUCCGUGCGCAGCUAGCAGAUCAUCAAUUCUCUCGAUCUCUGGAUCUCCCCCUCGCCGUUUAGUUUCUCUCGUGCAUGUGCAUGCAUCGUCGAACAUCUCAAGCUGCUACUGCUGCUGCUGCGCCGGCCGCCGCUCGAUCGUCGCAUCGUUUGCUUUCUUGGACAAGUCUGUAACCGUGAAUUCCGGACCCGUUUGCUUCUGUAAAAUUUGUGCAUUUGCCUGAGUAUUCACCGAGUUCCACGUAGUA
Sorghum bicolor (sorghum) is the source of this 1227-nucleotide messenger RNA. RefSeq names its product aquaporin TIP1-1. Bases 189 to 941 code for a protein of 250 amino acids. Gene Ontology annotation, biological process: transmembrane transport; water transport. The transcript has 2 exons. The record is from RefSeq and is a predicted model, not a curated record. Gene Ontology annotation, cellular component: plant-type vacuole membrane. Gene Ontology annotation, molecular function: water channel activity. NCBI's taxonomy places the organism in Eukaryota, Viridiplantae, Streptophyta, Magnoliopsida, Poales, Poaceae.